Molecule: messenger RNA, 1485 nt
Organism: Penicillium bovifimosum
Lineage: Eukaryota; Fungi; Ascomycota; Eurotiomycetes; Eurotiales; Aspergillaceae
Product: FAD-binding oxidoreductase
Exons: 3
Coding region: 1-1485 (494 amino acids)
Molecular function (GO): FAD binding
Source: RefSeq, a predicted model, not a curated record
AUGAUUCCAAUUCCUGGGCCUGUUCGACUCUUGAAGUUGAUCCCUUUGGCCGCGGGCGUUUUGGCCGAUAGCAGUAUCUGUGAUGUCUUGAAUUCUAGGGUUCCAGGUCGAGUCUCGUACUCGGGGGACUCGAUCUACACUGCGUCGCUGUCAUCCUAUUACACCGGAUACGAAAGAGACCUAUACCCCAGCUGCAUCUUCAGGCCAACCAGCGCGGCUGAAGUUUCGAAAUUCCUCCAGUUUGUCGGCUCAGAUGAAUACAGCACCUCACCACUGCCCCAAUUUGCUAUCAGGGGAGGGGGACACACGUUGUUCACCGGAGCGGCAAACAUCAACGGGAGUGUGACAGUCGACAUGCGCUCUAUGAACUCCCUGACUCUGAGCGAGGAUCGAAAGAUCGCCUCUGUCGGCGGCGGCAGUAUCUUCAGUGAUAUUUAUCCCCGACUUGUGCCCCAUAACCUCACCGUGAUGGGGGGACGCGUCCCAGGAAUUGGCGUCGGCGGGUUCACAACCGGAGGGGGAUUAAACUUCCUAUCCCGUGAGCACGGGUUCUCUUGCGACAACAUAUACGGGUACGAGGUAGUCCUCGCAAAUGGAUCCGUCAUCUAUGCCAGCGCUAGCUCCCACAGCGACCUGUGGCUUGCCCUCAAGGGCGGCUCAAACAACUUCGGAAUCAUUACACGUUUUGAUCUCGCUACAUUCCCGCAACAACAGAUGUGGGGAGGUAUUGUGUUGUACAACUACACAGACAGUCAGGUGGACGCUCAAGCCCAGGCCUUCAGCAACUUCAUGGAUACUGCCAAUUUCGAUAGCGCAGCAGAUAUGGAUCUCAUUCUGAACUUUGAAAAUAGCGGCUUCGAGAUCGGAAACGCCCUUUUCUACUCGAAGCCCGUCGCCAACCCCGAGGUGUACCGGGAGUUUACGUCCUUGCCGUCCCCAAUUAUUAGCACCCUAAGCUUCAACGAUGUGAGUGGGAUGGUAACUCAAUUCGGAGCGUAUCUUCCCUCGACGUUGAAUCGUGCAACCGAGCUCGUCUACUCAUUCAAAAAUGCCAACGCCACAAUAUACAAACAGCUCAUUAAGAUAUGGGAAAAUGAAUGCAAUUCACUGCGUGGGAUUGAUGGACUGGAAGUCCAGUUCUUGGUCCAGCCUCAGCCUGUCACGAAUGGCACCAACUCUCUGGGACUGACGGCCGGCGAAACCGAUAAUGUGAUUGGGCUCGUCACGGUUGCCUAUAAUAACGCAGCCGAUGACAGUGAGGCUUUGAAGGGUCUUCAGAACAUCGUCAAUCAACAGGUGGCCCUUCUUCAGAAGGCCAAGCUCUAUCUGCCUUUCAAGUACCUCAACUAUGCAGACCAAUCCCAGAGCCCCUUUAGCAGCUAUGGGGAAAGAAGCAAAGCUCAUCUUGAGACUGUCAGUGAGCGUUAUGAUCCUAAGAAGAUGUUUCAGGAAGGGGUUCCCGGGGGCUUCAAGCUGUUUGCGUGA